UCUUCAGUCUUCAACGACUCGCUAUGAGGUUAGCAUUGCCGCGAUCGCUCUCUUGAAACAUGUGAGGAUGAACUGUUUUCAUUAAUUAAUUAACAAAUUCGCGCGAAAAAUAAAUAUUUGUGUGGAAUUCAACGUCAUUUCAGGAGCAGCACGAGCGCCAUCGGGCCAUGAAGAGCUAAUCACCCUUCGGAACAACCGCCAAGUGAAGUGUUAAAAUGUCGACGAAGAUGGAAGCCGUGAAAUCGGAAGACAAUAACGAUCUAAUUUUGGCCAAAGCGGUGGCAAUGUGCGUCCUCGGCCUCGCGUCUUUCCUCAUAGGAAUUCUCCCGGUGAAACUCACCAAACUCAUCAACAUCAAGGCGGUGGACGGUGACAAAAACUUGCUGAUCUCUUUGUUGUUGUGCUUCGGGGGUGGCGUGCUGUUAUUCACAACUUUUAUUCACUUGCAACCGGAAGUGCGGGAGAGUUUCGUGCGUCUGGAGUCGCACAACAAAAUCCCCAGCAUUGGUAGCGGAAUUCCCAUGUCGGAGCUCGUCUUCUGCCUCGGUUUCUUCUUCGUGUACCUCAUCGAGGAACUAGUUCAUCUCUUCCUCCAUAGGAAACUCAACGACGACGCUUUGCACCGCUCGCUGUCUAUCAGGUGCAGCAACAAGAAGCGCAAUUUGACCAUCCCGAGGGUCACUCUGAACAAGUUCGAUGACGGCAAUAUUAGCUACAUCAGCAAUUCGAAUAAAGAGCUCCUAAACUCGCAAUCCACCAUCAACUUCGAAAGCCACUCGCAUUCGCAUUCGCACAUCGACGGGGCCUUGAAGAACUCCUUCAGCGGGCUGCUGGCGGUCUUGGCUUUGAGCUUCCAUGCAGUUUUCGAGGGCCUUGCGGUGGGGCUCGAAGGCAGCGUCCAGAAGGUUUGGUACUUGUUCGCGGCCAUAGCCACGCAUAAGUUGGUCAUUGCAUUCUGCGUGGGAGUCGAACUGGUGACCUCGAAAACUAAACUGCUGCUAGUCGUCUUGUACAUCGGGACAUUCGCCAUUGUCACUCCUUUAGGCAUCGGGAUUGGGCUGGUUUUGAGCGAGUCAGGGAACAGCAGCGAGGACAUCACAUCAGUUGUGUUGCAAGGAAUGGCAGCAGGGACUCUCCUCUACGUGGUCUUCUUUGAGGUCCUUGCCAGGGAGCGGGGCAACAACCACAGCGGAAUUUGGCAACUUUUGGCCAUUUUGCUUGGAUUUGCCGUCAUGUUCUGCUUGCAGAUUUUAACUGGGCACGAGCAUAGCCACGGCGACGCCCAUUCGCAUGGCCACGUGCAUCACGAACAUCAUGUGGAAGUUACCACUCAACAUCAUCACCAUCACGAGCAUCCCCAUUUGAUUUAGUUUUUUUAAUUUAUUUUUUUACUUUUUUAAUAAUUGGCAAAUGAUUUUGUUUGUUAAGCGUACCUGAAAAUUACGGAUGUAAAAACCUUGGCAUUAUUUCUGUAAAUAGUGUUAAUGCCAUUAUGAUGUAAAUAAUUUAAAUGACAACCAAUCACAUUCUAAUAAUUAGGUGCCAACAAAAGCAUGCAGUACUUAUACUCAUCUUUACACAUUAUAAUAACUGACAAAACAUUCCCGAUGUUUUCUCACAUUACAUAAGGAAUAGAAUCGACCAGUUCUUGUAUGUAAAUAUUGUAAAAUUAGUAAUAAAUUUGUAUAAAAACA
Messenger RNA from Tribolium madens (black flour beetle), 1694 nucleotides. Its product is annotated as zinc transporter ZIP1-like. Gene Ontology annotation, cellular component: plasma membrane. Gene Ontology annotation, biological process: zinc ion transmembrane transport. The record is from RefSeq and is a predicted model, not a curated record. Gene Ontology annotation, molecular function: zinc ion transmembrane transporter activity. The coding region runs from base 216 to 1370 and encodes 384 amino acids. The transcript is spliced from 4 exons. NCBI's taxonomy places the organism in Eukaryota, Metazoa, Arthropoda, Insecta, Coleoptera, Tenebrionidae.